Molecule: messenger RNA, 1567 nt
Organism: Spodoptera litura
Lineage: Eukaryota; Metazoa; Arthropoda; Insecta; Lepidoptera; Noctuidae
Product: carbonyl reductase [NADPH] 3-like
Molecular function (GO): carbonyl reductase (NADPH) activity
Source: RefSeq, a predicted model, not a curated record
ACUGAGCAAUGACUGCACGACUAGUUGAAUUUUUGUUAGUAAGGUUACUUGCGCAGUCGAGUGUGGUGUCCUGCAACCUUCAGUUGUUUACUGAUACAGAGAAACACCGCUCGGGACAGAUAUGGUGAAGGUAGCCGUGGUCACCGGUUCUAACAAAGGGAUCGGCUUCGCUAUAGUCAAGGGUCUCCUAAAGAGGUUCGAUGGCGUGGUCUAUUUAACUUCAAGAGACGUCGCUCGAGGGCAGGAUGCAGUCGCCAAGCUGAACGAGCUCGGUCUACAUCCCCAGUACCAUCAGCUCGAUGUUACCGACAGGGAUAGCGUGGCCAAGUUUAGAGACCACAUCGAAAAGAAGUAUGGAGGCAUCGACAUACUCGUCAAUAACGCAGCCGUCGCCAACAUCGAAGACCGUACCUACGAAGCAUCAAAAACUGUCGUGGACAUCAACUACUUCAGCAUACUGACAAUCCAAGAACUGCUGUUUCCAUUGGUCAGGAACAAUGGACGCAUCCUCAACAUCUCUAGUGACUGUGGACAUCUGUCCAACAUUCGCAACGAAUACUGGAUACAAAGAUUAUCCAAAAAAGAUCUGACUGUGGAAGAUGUCAACGAAUUUGCUAAUUGGUUUUUAGAUGGAGUCAAGAAUGGAACCUUCGACUACGGGGAUAUAGCUGAUGGUGGAACUAUUGCCUCGUACAGGGUGGCGAAGGUGGCGCUCAGUGCGAUUACCAGGGUGCAGCAGAAGGAGCUCGAAGCGAAGAACAUCUCAGUGAACUCCAUGCAUCCGGGGCUGGUGCAGACUGACAUGACCCGCGGAGUUGGAUUCUACGACAUCGACCAGGCAGCUGACACUCCCAUAUAUCUAGUUCUAGAGGCUCCUGACACCCUCAAGGGAGCUUACAUAUGGUAUGACAAACAAGUGCUCGACUGGUUCGACUACAAAGCUGAUUAUUACUUUAAAAUAAGAACCAUGAUAAAGUAAACUGCAAAAUGUGACUCUAACAACAACAAAUAAAGUAUAAUGGCCCUGUGUUGUGUAUAUAAAUAUAACAUUUAAUUUUAUUGGAAAUUAUUUUGGAAAUCACGACGUGUAAAAAUAUACUUUAUAUUUAUGGUGCGACUUAAAUUUCUCUUUGUUUGUGAAAUUAAUUACUGCUCGUAAAUUAUAUCCGGUUUUGGACCUCUACCAAUAUAAUUCGCAGCUCCGGGGAGCGUGAGCAUUGCCAUGACUACCUGCUACUGUACGUGGGUACUUACUGCAAUACUGUUAUCAAAUGUAAUUCUAUAGAUGAGGAAAACGUCUCGAAUACAUCUCAAACAAACGUAUAUAUCUAAAUAGUGAGUUAUGUAAAUGAAUGAAUCCUGACCCUGAACGAAUAACCGUAACCAAAAAUGUAUGAUGUACUUCUGUAACCAGAACCACAUUCCUUAUAAAAUAAUUUGUUUCACGGGGCUUUGAUGUUUGUCUUGCGAAGUUUUGAUUAAACUGAAACAAAGUGUUCCGCUCGUACGUAGAACAUGUCGACACGAAGUGUAAUCAAAUAAAAUAUAUUUAUUGUAUUUGUCUUUC